AUGACCCAAGUAAUCAAUUAUGUAACCCAACAAAAUAUAUAUAUAAGUUUAUUUUGCACUAUUUCACUGAUUGUUCUCCAAGAAGUUGUUAGAAACAAACAAAACAUGAAGACUAAAGUUCUCUGUGCAGUUGCAAUAAUUGCAUUUUCUUGUGUUAUUUCAACAAUGAGCUAUCGUACGGCCGGAACUUCAACAUAUGAUUGCUUCCCAGGUUAUAUGAAAAUUGACUUCAACCGCCGGACUCCAUUGCACGAAGUAACACUUUCAACAAAUUCAUUCCAAACUCCAGGAUGUUCAAAAAAAUUCAUGCCCGGAGAGCCAGCGGUUAUGGAAAUAAAUUUUGAAAAAUGCACGGAAGGAGCUGAAAACUUUAAAUUAAAUGUCGGGGAAUACAAGCCCGAUUUAUUCCGGGUUAAGGAGUGCAAUAGAAAAUUCAGAACUGAUGAACCCACGAUAAUGGAAAUCAAUUUUGACAAGUGUACUCUGGGAGCUAAAAAUUUCUUUAUUAAUGUAGAUGAAUUUAAACCUGGAGAAGUUGAUUCUUUACUCUACAGUUUGCCAGUUUAUUGUGAAAAUUUAAUUCCGUUUAAUUAA
Molecule: messenger RNA, 594 nt
Organism: Cotesia congregata
Lineage: Eukaryota; Metazoa; Arthropoda; Insecta; Hymenoptera; Braconidae
Source: the annotation of a GenBank genome assembly